AUGCAAAUAGCCAAGCUGCAUGCUGCCCGAAUAUCCCAGCAGCAGCUCGCGCCAAGUACGGGCCUGGUUUGUCUGACGGACGGCAGCCAGCUCGGUCUGUCCCCAAUGGAGCGGCAUUACUUGAACUAUUUCCGUUCGCACACGUCCGUUCAAUGUGCGGGUCUUGCAUUCGAUCCAUUUUGGCAGAUGCUCGUUCACCAGGCGAGUGAAAGUCACCCAGCAGUACGCCACUCGGUCAUUGCGAUCAGCGCGUUACAUCGCCAAUUUUUAGAUCCGACAUCUUACCAGAAUGAUAUAUUCUCUAUCAAGCAAUGCAAUAAAGCGAUCGCUCACCUGCGCGCUGACUUCGGGAAAAAUGAGCCCCUGAAAUCAGCACAGAUUGAGAGAAUAUUGAUUGCAUGCGUCGUUCUCAUUACGUUCGGACUGUUUCAAGGAGACGUCGCAACAGUUCGCUGCCAUCUUCGAACGGGGACUCGACUGCUAUAUGAGUGGAGAAAGACGAAUGGCAAGAGGAGCGUGCUCACAUCGGUUCUUCUCCACACGUUUGUUCAGCUCCACAUUCACUGGGGAACAGCCACGGCGUUCCGGGAUUACCUUGGGGGCGAAUUUGCAUACAUCGGAGACCUCAUGUCCGAUUAUUUGGCUGAAAUAUCCGAUUUUGCCGACGACAAUGAACAAGCAAAGACCACACUCUUGCUGUCCGUCCGAGCUUGGAUUGUGAUGAUCAACAAUUGCACCCUGUCCCAGGAACCGCACCCUAGGUUUCUUGAAAUGGAAAAUUUUCUGUUAGGUUCGCCGGCAAAUGAAAACAACCCCUUCCAGUCUCAAAUCGAGCGCUCUGUGGCAGAGAAAGAGCCGUCCGCCAUUCAGCAGCGGGCCCUGCUAAUGGUCAAAAUAAAUAUUGAAACCUUCCGCAUCUUGCAUACCUCCGUCAGCUACGCAGGAGACGAAAUGGGAUGGGACAACCUCCUUCCACACUUCAAAAACAUUGUGGAUGCAGCGGAAGCUCUCCUAUCAUCAUUCAACCAAUUACCGGACUUCACAUUCUCCAUCAAGGAAGGAUGUAUCGGCUCUUUGUUGCUUUGUGGGUUCAAGUGUCGGGAUUGGACCAUCCGCCGAAGAGUGCUGGAUCUUUUUCAAAAAUACAAUCGACGAGAAGGCGUUUCCUCUUCCGCCGAAUCCAUCGCUGUAUUAAAGCGAAUUUAUGAGCUCGAGUCUGCUGGAGAACCGCUCCGCAAUGGGGUACCGGCAUGCGAUCGCAUCACCAUGGUGAUUGUGGAGGAGCAUGCAAAUCAUUCACACGCAGUUCCAACAGUCCGUUUCAAGUAUCUGGACCGCAAUCGAGAAUUGCAGAGAGAGAGCUUGAGGCUUUGA
Penicillium olsonii is the source of this 1374-nucleotide messenger RNA. The record is from the annotation of a GenBank genome assembly. Lineage: Eukaryota; Fungi; Ascomycota; Eurotiomycetes; Eurotiales; Aspergillaceae.